Molecule: messenger RNA, 1386 nt
Organism: Nerophis lumbriciformis (worm pipefish)
Lineage: Eukaryota; Metazoa; Chordata; Actinopteri; Syngnathiformes; Syngnathidae
Source: RefSeq, a predicted model, not a curated record
AUGAGGAAGGGACACCUGACGCUGGAGAAGAAAGUGGUCAGCUACAGACUGAAGAGGGGACACAUGAAGCUGGAGAAGACCGACAAAAUGUCGGCGGACGCUGUAAACAUCCAGGCGCAAGUGGAGUCAGUGCUGGGUGCGCUCGUUAAAAUCGCUACGGUGGAGUUGACCAAACUGUUCGAGAGUAGGUACCGAAGCGUGGCUACUUCCCAGGAAGUGGGCCGCGCCGACAACGACUCUCAAGAUACUUUCUCGUCUGAGGAGAGAACACGCAGCAUCGGGGUGCAAGUGGACGAGCACGUAAACACACCGCUCGGCUUCUCGUAUGGCGGUUGUUCCAAAGAGUACACAAAAGAGCAGGGGGUGCUGGGUUGCCUCAGUGUUCUCCUGACUGGGGAUAAACCACAUGACAAGCAGGCGGAGACUGGAGAUGGGGCAGAGUUGAGCAUCUUUGAACAGACAGGUGCUAGUUUGGAUGAUCAAAAAUGUGGGCCCAGACAUAGUCCACCAGCUAAGCAGAAGCCUCCUUCAGUUCAGCCCGACCCGAGUGAAGAUGUCUCAAUUAGUUGCCCGCUUACCCAGAAGCCGGAGUCUUCCACAUCUCAGCCUCACAGCUCUGAGACGCCUGUUAAAGCAGAACCUAAUCAAGCUUGCGCGAGCACGGCCAAAGGUAGAGCCUACAGCCCGUCUCUUUGCGACGGAGCCGUAAAUCCGGUACCGGCCGGCAUUCAGGAACACCCGCCCUUGCCAAACGGAAAGACAACCCACCUCCGAAAAUGCUCCUUACCGGAUCAAAAGCUGGGCGGUGCGUGUGUGGUGCAACUGGUCGAUGUGCGCACUGCAGCGGAAAUGGAGGCGAAGAUUCAGCAGCGCAGCGGCAAUGGUAAGGCGAGAUUGCCCUUGCCUAAAGAUUUGCGCCGCCACCAAGGCGUACACACGGGCCACCGCCUGUGCUGCUUCGCACCGCCUGAAGACGGCAUAUGGCGACUGCAGAAGGUCAUAAGCCACUCCCACAAUGGCUACGCAUGCGCCAUAUGUGGCAAAAUGUUCAAACGGCGCAAGAUUCUCCGGCGACACGAGCGUUUCCACUCUGGCGAAAAACCGUACUCCUGUUCCCAGUGUUCCAAAACAUUUGCGCUCAGGAAGAGUCUACGCCACCACGUCAGAUUCCACACGGGGGAAAGGCCACACAAAUGUACGCACUGCGACAAAAGCUUCCGCCUGCGGGAAAAUCUGAAAACCCACCUGAGAUUUCACACUGGAGAGAAACCGUAUCGAUGCCACUCAUGUGGAAAGAUGUUCCGUAUCCUGGGAAAUCUGGACAGACACCACCUCAACCCAUGUGGAUUCUUCGUGCCCUCAUUCCGGACCGUCGCCGGGCUCUAG